Molecule: messenger RNA, 1106 nt
Organism: Phragmites australis (common reed)
Lineage: Eukaryota; Viridiplantae; Streptophyta; Magnoliopsida; Poales; Poaceae
Exons: 2
Coding region: 7-990 (327 amino acids)
Source: RefSeq, a predicted model, not a curated record
GAAUAUAUGCCCGCAGCUGUUCCACACGUCUCUUCCUCUUCCAUCUCGAGUUGUCCUCCACGCUUACUCCGACCCAUGGCCCGCUCCUCGCCAUCGCCGUCCAGCACCAGCAGCCGCCGCCGCCUGUCCGAGCUUCUGGAGCAGCAACAGGAGCCCUUCUCGCUCGACCUCUACCUCCUCGAGAAGGGCUGCUCCCCUGCUCUCCUCGACGCGGCCGCUGGCUGCAGUUACGCCACCCCGACGUGCUGGCCAAGGAGCAGCGGUACCGGCAGGACGCUGUCGCGGCAGGCGGCGAGCAAUAGGACGCGUACGGGCGGCGUUCUCAGGCUCCUCCUCUCCAAGAUUCUCCGCGGUACUGUCGCGGCCAAGAAGAAGAAGCAGCACAACCGGGACGCCAUUGACUGGGGCCGCGUCGACGGCGAGAAGCAGAAGCUGCCGAGCCAUGUCAAGAACGCCGUCUUCCCGUCGUCUCCGUCCCCCCGUGCCGUGGGGGCCGACAUGGAGGAAGACGAGGAGGAGGGAGCCGGCGAAGAGGAGAAGCAGCUGAGCCCUGUAUCAGUGCUGGAGCAGAGCCUGUUCGAGCAGUCGCCACCGGGUCACGCGAAGAAAGCCUUUAUCAUCUUCAGGGAGCUCCUGCAGGCAGCCUACACACCAACACUGCUCGACCUCCUCGCCGACGCCAAAGACAUCAACAGUAACCCCAAAGACUGCCUCUGCAACAACAGCGCCUCAACGACGGCGCCGAAGCCGGUGCCGCCGAGGAACACGCGUGCGCAGUGGGAGGACCUGUUGGAAGAAGAGCUCGCCAGGUUGACCGACCUCAUAGCCUCCGAGGUGGCCGGGGCCUGGCUGCAUCCAGGGGACGUGCGGCCGGAGCGGCGAGACGUCGGCGCCGACAUCGUGGCCACCGUGCUGGAGGCGCUGACGGAGGAGACGGCGGCGGAGCUGAUGGGGAUGGACCGUCGUUGUGCGGUUGACACGGCACGGUGACGGUGCUGGUGCUGAUGAUGUUGACACCCGUUGUUGGUUUCUGGUUGAUGAUUUGUUUAUUUGAUGUGUAUAUUAUAUGGUUGAUGGUGGUAUUUUACUUAUGUAUUUUUUUUAAA